Molecule: messenger RNA, 2300 nt
Organism: Oxyura jamaicensis (ruddy duck)
Lineage: Eukaryota; Metazoa; Chordata; Aves; Anseriformes; Anatidae
Product: cadherin-1-like
Biological process (GO): homophilic cell-cell adhesion; multicellular organism development; cell-cell junction assembly
Cellular component (GO): catenin complex; adherens junction; plasma membrane
Molecular function (GO): calcium ion binding; cadherin binding
Source: RefSeq, a predicted model, not a curated record
GAGAACCACCGAGGGCCCUUCCCCAUGAAGCUGGUGCAGAUCAAAUCCAACAAGGACAAGGAGACCAAGGUUUUCUACAGCAUCACGGGGCAGGGGGUGGACAGCCCCCCCGUGGGCGUCUUCACCAUCGAGCGUGAGACGGGGUGGCUGGAGGUGACGCAGCCGCUGGACCGCGAGGAGAUCGGGAAAUACGUCCUCUUCUCCCACGCCGUGUCGGCCAACGGGCAGCCCGUGGAGGACCCCAUGGAGAUCAUCAUCACGGUGACCGACCAGAACGACAACAAGCCCGUCUUCACCAAGCAGGUCUUCGUCGGCUACAUCGAGGAGAACGCGAAGCCGGGCACCUCCGUGAUGACCGUGAACGCCACGGACGCGGACGACGCGGUGAACGUGGACAACGGCAUCAUCAGAUACUCCAUCGUCAGCCAGGAGCCGCCACACCCGCACCACCAGAUGUUCACCAUCGACCCCCAGAAGGGCGUCAUCAGCGUCCUCGGCACGGGGCUGGACCGGGAGACCACCCCCAACUACACGCUGAUCGUCCAGGCCACGGACCAGGAGGGCAAGGGGCUGUCCACCACCGCCACGGCCGUCAUCGAGGUCACGGAUGCCAACGACAACAUUCCCGUCUUCGACCCCACCAUGUACGAGGGGACGGUGGACGAGAACGAGGUGGGGCUGGAGGUGGCCAGGCUGCACGUGACGGACCAGGACAUGCCGGGCUCCCCGGCCUGGCAAGCCGUCUACCGCAUCAAGAGCGGGGACCAGGACGGCGCCUUCAGCAUCGCCACCGACCCCAACACCAACGACGGCAUCCUGAGGACCGCCAAGGGCCUGGACUACGAGACCAGGAGCCGCUACGACCUCGUGGUGACGGUGGAGAACAAAGUCCCCCUCUCCGUGUCCCUCGGACUCUCCUCGGCCAGCGUCCUGGUGCUCGUCAGGGAUGUGAACGAGCCCCCCGUCUUCGUGCCCCCUGUCAAGAGGGUGGAGGUGCCGGAGGACCUGCCGGUGGGGCACGAGGUCACGUCCUACACGGCCCAGGACCCCGACAAGGAUCAGAGGAACAAGAUCACGUACCGCAUGGGCAGCGACCCCGCGGGGUGGCUGGCCAUCCACCCCGAGAACGGCAUCGUCACGGCCGUCCAGCCGCUGGACCGCGAGUCGGUGCACGCCAUCAACAGCACCUACAAGGCCAUCGUCCUGGCCGUGGACAACGGGGUGCCGGACGCAACCGGCACGGGGACGCUGCUGCUGCUCCUCCAGGACGUGAACGACAACGGGCCCACGCCGGAGCCCCGGAUCUUCGACAUCUGCAGCCGGCAGCCCGAGGAGCAGACGCUGACCAUCGUCGACAAGGACCUGCCCCCAAACACGUACCCCUUCCAGGCAGCGCUGGAGCACGGCUCCAGCAACAACUGGACUGUCGAGCUGUCCGGCCAAGACUCGCUGAUCCUGAAACUGAACAAGGAGCUGGAUCCCGGGGAGUACAGCAUCUUCCUGAAGCUGACGGACAGCCAGGGCAAGGCGCAGGUGACACAGGUCAAAGCCCAGGUGUGCGAGUGCGAAGGGGCAGCCAAAAACUGUGAGCGGAGAGCGUUCAUCGCCAGCGGCCUGGGCGUCCCCGCAAUCCUGGGCAUCCUGGGGGGCAUCCUGGCGCUGCUGAUCCUGCUGCUGCUGCUGCUGCUCUUCGCCAAGCGCCGCAAGGUGGUGAAGGAGCCGCUGCUGCCGCCCGAGGACGACAUGCGGGACAAUGUCUACCACUACGACGAGGAGGGUGGCGGCGAGGAGGACCAGGACUACGACCUCAGCCAGCUCCACCGCGGCCUGGAUGCCCGCCCCGAGGUGAUCCGCAACGACGUGGCCCCCCCGCUGAUGGCAGCCCCCCAGUACCGGCCCCGGCCCGCCAACCCCGAUGAGAUCGGAAACUUCAUCGACGAGAACCUGAAGGCGGCUGACACGGACCCCACGGCCCCCCCCUACGACUCCCUGCUGGUCUUCGACUACGAGGGCAGCGGUUCGGAGGCCGUCUCGCUCAGCUCCCUCAACUCCGACUCCGACCAGGACCAGGACUACGACUACCUCAACGAAUGGGGCAACCGCUUCAAGAAGCUGGCGGAGCUCUACGGCGGCGGGGAGGACGACGACUAGGCUGCCCCGGCCCUCCUGCUGGCCCGCAGCCACGCAGCGAAGGCAGCUCUUGCCAUUUCUUGGACAUGCACUGGCCCUUGUGCACCCAGUGUGGUGGGUGGCCAAAGCCCCCUCUGACAUCCCUGGAUCGAUCACUCACAACCCUCUCC